CUCACUGUUUUCUUGGGUAAUUAAACUAAUGGAGUAAUGGCCGUUGUAGACAGAGAACUUUGAAGUGAUUCGGCGUAAGCGUGCUCUUACUGCUGUAAAUAGCCGUAUUUUCAAGCAUUUGGUGACGUCUCAUUCUCCACUGGAAUAUUGUGAGGAAGAAACACAAAUUAUCAGGCUCUCAAGAGGCGUGUGGAACCUGUUUUGGGGUCUUUGCCGAAGUAGAAACUAACCUUGAUAAAGUCCGCUGCCACCAAGGAUAAGACAAUUUGUGGUGUUUGUUAAAGUAAACUGAAAAUGGAAGCGAUAGCAAAGCACGAUUUCAACGCAACGGCUGAUGAUGAACUGAGCUUUAGGAAAAACCAAAUUUUAAAGAUUCUCAACAUGGAGGAUGAUAUGAAUUGGUAUCGAGCUGAGUUGGAGGGAAAGGAAGGCCUCAUACCCAGCAAUUACAUAGAAAUGAAGAAUCACGACUGGUAUUAUGGUAGAAUAACUCGGGCAGAUGCAGAAAAGCUGUUGUUGAAUAAACAUGAGGGGGCUUUUCUAAUCCGAGUGAGUGAGAGUUCUCCUGGUGAUUUCUCCCUUUCUGUCAAGUGUUCUGAUGGAGUUCAGCAUUUUAAAGUCUUGAGAGAUGCUCAGGGAAAGUUUUUCUUGUGGGUCGUAAAAUUUAACUCUCUUAAUGAGCUUGUAGAAUAUCAUAGAACAGCAUCAGUAUCUCGUUCUCAAGAUGUUAAGCUGAGGGAUAUGGUUCCAGAAGAGUGUUUGGUCCAAGCAUUAUAUGAUUUCACUCCACAAGAGUCUGGUGAAUUGGAAUUCAGAAGAGGAGACGUUAUCACUGUAACAGACCGUACUGACCAGCACUGGUGGCAUGGUGAAAUUGGUGCUCGCAAAGGACUCUUUCCAUCCACCUAUGUGACUGCCUAUCAUUCAUAGACUGCUUAAACUUUGCUCAUUCUGGUCCAUCCAACUGUGCAGUCUUUUGUAAGACCUGCCAAUAUUUGUUUUAAUGUGCCUACAGCUCAGUAUGAUCAAACUUCAGUUCUGUAUUUCCUAUCCCCUGAUUCAUUGGUAUGAAUAACUUAUUUCAAGUUCUGCAAAGUUCAUACUUUCCAUUUGGUGUCCUUUGAAAGUGAACUUGCACAAUGUUCUGAAUUGGUGCUCUUAUCACAUGGGAGGUUUGUCGCAACCUUAUACAUAGGGUUAAUUUGCCUUGUUCUUCAAGUUGUGUUUGAUGUUACAAUCCAACUUUUGUUCUCUUUAGCUUUUUUUUUUGUUUGCUCUUGAACAGCUACGUAGUAUUAUGCAUCAUUAUUUUGAAUUUUGGAACUCUCUGAAGCAUCUUUGCUUCAAUUCUGAAAUACGUUUGGUUUUAUUAUCCAUUUUUCUGUCCGUUAUAUUAAUUUUAGGUACAAGGAACUGUUUUGAUUGGUUUUCUUCCAUGUUAAUAUUUGUAGUUUUAUUGUUAUCUAAGAACACUUUGCACUUAAUUCACAUUGCUCUGCAUUCAAGAGGUUCAAAGCCUUAAAUUAUUAUGGGGAAUUCCAGAACUUGUAAAGUAAAGUUUGCUUGCUGGAUAAAAUAAUGCAUUUUAUGUAUGUGUUAUGUACAUUUGCCUGAUAUUUCAGCCAACAUAGACAUGUGUAUGUAAGUGAUGUUGUUAUGUUGCUUGCUUCUCUAUAAAGAAAAAUUCUCAUGCAACCUUGUAUUUACAAGUCUUUGGUUUUUGACAAUUUGUUAAGAAAUGCUGGGCUCUUUUCAGAAUGUGUGUUGUAGGGGGCACCUUUGAACUGUUCCCUUGAAAUUAUGUUUAUGAUAGCUCCUUCGCUGUCACCUUGACACGGUUUAAUUAGCCUAGUUGUGCCUUAUAAAGGAGCCUUAUAAUAAAUUUGUUAGCUUUGGCUAUUGUGCUCAUUAAGUAAUGUAAUGUAGACAAUCUAAUGUCUGAUCUUGACAGUAUUACACACACACACACACUCAGAAUGAGAUUUCUUUAAUUUGGAUCAACUUAAUGCUUCACAUUGAUGACAAUGUGUUUAUUUUUAAUUGUGCAUUUUUGUUUUAAAAACUAUUGUUAUUUCUUACCAUAGCUCUUGCCUCUUUGCCAUUUUAACAUGAACUGGAACCAAUUGGAAUGUCAAUGGGGUGACCUAAUAUUAAAUAUUGAUAUUAGGAGGGAUAUCAUUUGGGGAUUUGGUAUUUGUAUUUGACUUUUACUCCCUGUCUGCUUUUCAAUCCAGCUCCCUCAUUUGAUUCUGGAACUAAGUAGAUAUAUGUGUGUGAUAAAGUGUUGCCAUGGUUUUGUAAUUUAGGCUAUUCAACACAGUUGGUUUUUGUCAUUGAGUAGGAGCAAAUGUUCUAAUUUAAAUGCUUUUAAUUCUAUUGUAGCUUACUGUGUUUGUGUAAAGCUUUGCCUGUUCUCUUGAAUUGCAUUUCACAACUAAAUUAAUUAAAAUGGUCCUUAUCAAAUCAUUUUAGUUCUGGGGAGAAACCAUGGAGAAACAUAUGCCACUAGACUGCACCUGUGGUAAACCUGUACUAUUGUGAUACACUCAUAUCUGAGUCAGUGGUGCCAUUGUAUUGUAAUUGAAUUGAACAUUAUUUUUCUUUUUUUUUGUCAGUAACAAUUCCGAUGCAGUAUGCAUUUGUAAACCAUUCACUUACCUAUCUAAUAUCUAUCUCCCUCUCCCUUUCUCUCUUAAUAUUGUUUUGAUUUUCUUUUAUUUCCUGAGAUAUUGUGCUUUACUUUUGAAACCAUGCAAAGUUGAGUAUAAGGCUGAAGUUGAGUGUUGAUUUUUUUUCUGCUCCCACUGAAAUAUUUAUGAGUGAGGCUUUGAUUAACAGCUUAUAAUGAAGCUAUGUUACUUUUGUGUUGUCUUAUCAUUGAUAAGCUGUUUUUCUAGAGUGUACAUUUAUGAGUUGGUUUGCUAUCUACCACAUCUCUGUAAAUAUUAGAAUUCCCAAAAUAUAAGUUUUGGUAAGAUGUGAUGCCAGGAGUGACACCAUUGGUGCGACGUCAUUGAUGUUUUGUUACAGCAAGUUGUUAGGGUAUGGAAAUAUAUAUAUAUAUAUUUAUAUGUAAGCAUAUUGUUCCAUUGUAUUUUAUUUGCUCCCUUAAUAUGUUUUUCUUUUUUUUUUAAAGAGAAUUGUGGUGCAGACACAUGUUAUCACCGUGAUAUCCGCAUUCUGUUGCAAUUGUUGAUAUUGGUUCAUUGGAAAUGUCUUAGAUUCUAAAUUUGAACUUCAGAUUGUGAAUAAAAAUUCUUCGGCAAGAUUCUGGCAUUUGGUCAAUCAUUUUCAGGAAAGCAUUAAUUGUGUUUCCAAUUUCAUUUUAUAUGAUUUAUUUUGCUGUUGUGAGUAUAAUAUUUUAACUUUUCAGACUUAGUAUAAUAUUUUUCUAUGGUUGCAAGGAUUGAUCAUAAGAUAAGUUCAGAAGAUAUUUUACAAAAGGAUAGUAAGUUUAUUGAUUAUUAAAAUUUUUAAUCAACCUGCAAGUUAUUUACGUUUAGCUUUAUCUUCAUACUAUUUAUGAUAUUAUUGUAACUAACAGUUUAAAGGUUCAGUCAUAAGGUAUCCACAUGAGCUUGUGUGUCUUCCCCUAAACCUUGCUUUCCUGCAUCUCCCGUCCCAUAGCUUGACUCUUAAUUGAGUCCCGUUCCUUUGUGCUUCUUUGUGCGUGAAAAGACUGUUUUGUUGAGAUUCUAUUUCAGCAUUGUAUUUUGUCAGAACCAUUCAUCCUAGCUGCAAAGUUCUGAAAUGGGUGGCGCCUUGUUUCACACCAAGGGGAGUCUGCAUUGUAAGAAUCUCUUUGAAAUCUGAAUUUAUUAGCCUUUGUCCUUUGUGAAUAAAGCUAUUGAAAACUUGC
Thrips palmi is the source of this 3859-nucleotide messenger RNA. It is a transcript of the gene drk, whose product is annotated as protein enhancer of sevenless 2B. Gene Ontology annotation, molecular function: protein binding. The transcript has 5 exons. The record is from RefSeq and is a predicted model, not a curated record. NCBI's taxonomy places the organism in Eukaryota, Metazoa, Arthropoda, Insecta, Thysanoptera, Thripidae. The coding region runs from base 295 to 930 and encodes 211 amino acids.